GAAAUUGGGAGAAGCAAACAAGUCUUUUUCUCUCUCUCUCUUUUUUUUUCUUCCCCCUGUCUGUCUGACAGAAUCCCAUCCCUCCAGGCUGUCAGGCUGCUGGGUGGUUCACUACAUGAGACACAGCCCGCCUCCGUGCUCCACCACAUCUGGAUUACUGGAAAGCAGAGGGGAUGAGACUACCAGAGAAAAUACCCCAGCCGACUCCACAUCCUUCUGCUGCAGGGGGUUAAAAGGGAAAUGCAUUCCCAAAUCCACAACAGACCAAAGGAGCUAUCACUCAUCAACACCAGCCUGUGGGCUCAUGUGGCGAUGGAGAGCCCGAACUUUACGCACGGACCUGCCGCCUCGAACGAGACUCUGGCUCAGCAGACUCGGGCGCCCAGCGUCGAGACUGACAUGGCGUUGCCGAUGUUUAUGUUUGCCGGGGGCGCCAUUGGGAAUUUAAUUGCAAUAAUCGUCCUUUCGGUGUCGAGACAGGAGCGCAAAUCUUCCGCUUUCUACACGCUGGUGUGCGGUCUGGCGGUGACGGACCUGCUGGGCACCUGUUUGGCCAGUCCGCUCACCAUCGCCAACUACCUGGACCAACGCGUGCUGACGUACCCACAAGUGUGCGAGUUCCACUCCUUCCUGUUGCUGUUCUUCGGAGUCACGGGUCUGAGCAUCAUAUGCGCCAUGGCAGCGGAGCGGUUCCUGGCCAUCUGCUGCCCGUACGACUACCAGCGGUGGGGGGUGGACCGACGCUUUGCGCAAAGGUUCCUCUUCUUGAUCUACAUCAACCACAUCUUCUUCUGCUGCCUCCCGAUGAUGGGCAUGGCGAGGAGCGUGCUGCAGCCGUCCCACACCUGGUGCUUCAUCGACUGGAGGACGGAGGAGCCCCUGCCCGCCGCCUACUCCGUCCUGUACGGCUUGGUCAGCCUGCUGCUCAUCCUGGGCACCAUCGUGCUGAACCUGGCGGUGUGCGGCGCGCUGCUGCUGAUGCGGCGCAGGACGGUGCAGGGGCCCGUCACCAGAGCCAGCGUCCGGCAGAGGUGGAGGGCUCUGUCCUCGGCCGCGGAGACGCAGAUGAUCGCGGUGCUGGUGAUGACCUCCGCGGUGGUCCUGGCCUGUUCAGCCCCGCUAGUGGUGCGAAUGUUUGCCAACCGCUUCAUGCUGAAGUACGACCCUACAGCUGACCUGGCUGCCAUCAGGAUAGCGUCUGUCAACCCGAUCCUCGACCCCUGGAUCUACAUCCUCCUCAGGAGGUCUCUGUUUCGUCGGUUAAUCAGUUUAUCGAGGCAUGGCAGCAGCACUCACAGCGGCUCACCUCCCUCACCACAGACAAAUCUGUUUUAUCCUCAACUCAUGACGGAUGGCACCGUGUUCGCUCAGCUGAUGUGCAGUGCCAACGUCAUCACUCAGCUGCCGGCUGCCGUCAAAUUCACACCCUAUGACGCAGAGAGUCUCUGUCAGACUUGACUGAAGACGUGCUUGACGUCUGUGGAUAUUGGCUGUCUUCUCAGGCUGCAGGCAGCUCGAUGCAGGGCCAGAGACCUCAAUGUAAGUGAGAUGGAAGCACUGUGAAGAGGCUGGCAGCUGGCAGCUCCUGCAGGAUUACUUAUCUAAAAACCAGGAGGGCUGCCCUGGUUGCAUCUGAAGUGACACAGAACAGAUGAGAAAAACUCUGACUUGGAUGCUUUUUACAGAAAUGCAACAAUGAGGCAUGACUCAGUCUUUAGUUUCACUGUCAUCCAGCCCCUAUUAUAUAACUCAAUGAUAGUCAAUCAGCUACAGGAUUCAUUAACAGCUCAUAAAAAACAUAACAAAGAACUGUGUGGGAUCCAUCACAACUACUUUUCUGAGACGCGUUCAGGUGGAUUUGGACCGGUCGUCCUGCCUCAGUGACAGAGAGUCAGACAGGUCGUUUCUGUCAGAAGCAGUUUCUGUUUCAGGAGACACAUUUGAAACACUGACAUGAGCUCGAUGAUGCACUGAUUAAAUGCUACUGAUUCAUGUAUUCAAUAAAGAUCCUAAAGCUUGAA
Acanthopagrus latus (yellowfin seabream) is the source of this 2021-nucleotide messenger RNA. RefSeq names its product prostaglandin E2 receptor EP4 subtype-like. NCBI's taxonomy places the organism in Eukaryota, Metazoa, Chordata, Actinopteri, Spariformes, Sparidae. Gene Ontology annotation, biological process: inflammatory response; adenylate cyclase-activating G protein-coupled receptor signaling pathway; positive regulation of cytosolic calcium ion concentration. Bases 241 to 1458 code for a protein of 405 amino acids. Gene Ontology annotation, molecular function: prostaglandin E receptor activity. Gene Ontology annotation, cellular component: plasma membrane. The transcript has 2 exons. The record is from RefSeq and is a predicted model, not a curated record.